Thecamonas trahens ATCC 50062 is the source of this 716-nucleotide messenger RNA. RefSeq lists its product as uncharacterized. The transcript has 2 exons. Bases 1 to 702 code for a protein of 233 amino acids. The record is from RefSeq and is a predicted model, not a curated record. Lineage: Eukaryota; Apusomonadida; Apusomonadidae.
AUGUUCUACUUCUUGGCGUGUCUCCUUGUGGCCUUUGGCCCCUACCCCAUGGUAUACUAUGGCUCCAAGCUCUCCGACUACGCGUCCACGUCGUUGGUCGUCCGCGGCGCGCUGGGCUACGUCCUCACCUCGACGGCGCACAUGAUCUUCAUGGCAACGUUUCUGCCCGUUGAUGCUCACGAAGGAACCCUCCGCGUCGUCUCGCUCGUCGGGCAGACAAUCAUCUCGCUCGUCGCCAUUGUCGGUGCGCUGGCCACGGUCUCGUCGGCUUCGGGUUCGGACAAGACCAAGAUGAAGGCGCUCGCUCUCGGCUGGGGCGCCGCCGAGGCCCUCGGCAAGGUCCCGCAGAUGUGGAUGGGCUCGCGGGCCCACGAGAUCGACCUCUCAUGCAUCGGCCUCGCCAUCAAGUCCAACUUUGAUGGCAUCGCUGCCGUCGGCUUCCUCUACGGCGCCUUCCUCCUCUUCGAGUACGCCUCGUCGCUCCGCUUCACCUCGGCGCGCCAGUUUGUGCCCUCGCUCUUCCCGCUCACCGCCAUCCUCCUCUCCAUCAAGUCGGUCGUCCCCGUCGCCCUCUCCGCUCUCGCCCUCCCGCUCCCGCUCGCCAUCGCCACCUCGGCCGCCAUCGCCUUUGGCUCGUACUACCUCGCACAAUCUGCCUUUGCCAUCCAUCGCUCCACCCGCUACAAGAAGCGCGACCGCUAAAAGCCAGCCGUCCA